AUGUCCCCCCCCGCCCAGCCGGGGGUGCCGGGCGGGCGCGGCUCUAAGGUGCCCCCGGCGCGGAAGCUCCUCUGCAUGUGCAGCCUCUCCCUCUGCCUCACCUACCUGUGCUACAGCCUCAUGGGGGGCACCGGCCCGGGCGCCCUGCGCUCCCCGGCCGCCCUCCCCGGCACGGCGGCCCCGCGCUUCCCCGCCGCGCUCCCCGGCAUGGCGGUCCCCGGGGCCCCGCGCUCCCCGGCCGCGCUCCCCGGCACGGCGGCCCCGCGCUCCCCCGCCAGCCCGCCGGGCAGCUCCGGCGCCCCGGCCCCCUCCGCGGCUCCGACGCGGGCCUCCAACAGCAGCCGGGAAGGGGCGGCGGGCGCCUGGCUGCGGACGGCCCUGGCCCCCGGCGAGGUGAUCACGGCGCAGAGCGGAGCCUUCGAGAGGGACCCGCAGGAGUCGAGCACCACGGACGAGGAGCUGAGCCGGGCCGGCAGCCCGGGGGGCCGCGGCGGCGGCGGCAGCACAACGCCGGACUACGGGGAGAAGCGGCUGCCGCAAGCCCUCAUCAUCGGGGUGAAGAAGGGCGGGACGCGGGCGCUGCUGGAGGCAAUCCGGGCGCACCCCGACGUGCGCGCCGUGGGCACCGAGCCCCACUUCUUCGACAGGAACUACGAGAAGGGGCUGGAGUGGUACAGGAACGUGAUGCCCAAGACUCUGGAUGGCCAGAUCACCAUGGAGAAGACCCCCAGCUACUUCGUGACCAACGAGGCCCCCCGGCGCAUUCACUCCAUGGCCAAGGACACGAAGCUGAUCGUGGUAGUGAGGAACCCGGUCACCCGGGCCAUCUCGGACUACACACAGACGCUCUCCAAGAAGCCAGAGAUCCCCACCUUUGAGGUGCUGGCCUUCAAGAACCGGACCCUGGGGCUGAUUGAUGCCUCCUGGAGUGCAAUCCGCAUUGGGAUCUAUGCCCUGCACUUGGAGAACUGGCUCCAGUACUUCCCUCUCUCCCAAAUCCUUUUUGUCAGUGGCGAGAGGCUCAUCACUGACCCAGCCGGGGAAAUGGCCAAGGUCCAGGACUUCUUAGGCCUCAAGAGGAUUGUGACAGAGAAACAUUUUUAUUUUAAUAAAACCAAGGGGUUCCCCUGUCUAAAGAAGCCAGAGGACAGCAGUGCUCCCCGGUGCUUGGGGAAGUCCAAGGGUCGAACUCAUCCCAAAAUAGACCCAGACGUCAUCCACAGACUGCGGAAGUUUUACAAACCGUUCAAUGUCAUGUUUUACCAAAUGACGGGCCAAGAUUUCCAGUGGGAGCAGGAAGAAAGUGAUAAGUAG
Messenger RNA from Gavia stellata (red-throated loon), 1314 nucleotides. RefSeq names its product heparan sulfate-glucosamine 3-sulfotransferase 4 (gene HS3ST4). The transcript has 2 exons. The record is from RefSeq and is a predicted model, not a curated record. Bases 1 to 1314 code for a protein of 437 amino acids. Gene Ontology annotation, molecular function: [heparan sulfate]-glucosamine 3-sulfotransferase activity. Lineage: Eukaryota; Metazoa; Chordata; Aves; Gaviiformes; Gaviidae.